Molecule: messenger RNA, 6755 nt
Organism: Syngnathoides biaculeatus (alligator pipefish)
Lineage: Eukaryota; Metazoa; Chordata; Actinopteri; Syngnathiformes; Syngnathidae
Product: EEIG family member 2-like
Exons: 11
Coding region: 92-1231 (379 amino acids)
Source: RefSeq, a predicted model, not a curated record
GGUUCCCCAUCCUCCCACAACGCAUCGUUACCGCUGCACAAUGGACGCUUGACGACAUUAAGCGUCCAUCUCAAGAGUGCCGAAAGCGUUUAUGGAUUUGAUGAUGAUGAAAAAAAAAAAAUUCAAAUUCAAAGUGGAUUUCCAGUUGGACGAGCUCUCGUCGGUUCCUUUUGUAAAUGGGGUCCUCUUCUGUAAAAUCAGACUCUUGGACGGGGGAUUCUCGGAGGAGUCUUCUCGGGAGGCAGUCCAGGCCAACUGCGUGCGGUGGAGGAAAAGGUUCUCGUUCCCCUGUAAGAUGAGUGCCAAUGCUGGGACUGGUGUACUGGACCCCUGUGUGUGUCGCAUAUCAGUCAGAAAGGAGCUGAAGGGGGGGAAAGCAUAUGCAAAGCUUGGUUUUACAGAUCUGAAUUUAUCAGAGUUUGCUGGUUCAGGAAGUACAACCCGAAGAUGUCUGCUGGAGGGUUACGAUACCAAAAAUACGCGCCAGGAUAACUCAAUUCUGAAGGUUAUCAUCAGUACUCAGCUAAUGUCUGGAGAUCCCUGUUUUAAAACGCCACCUUCUACCGCGACUGUGAUUGGGGUCCAAAGUGAUGGAGAAAGCCUGCUGGAGGAGAGAAGGGGCGGUGACUCACAAAAAGUCUCUUGUGAGAGUCGAGAAGUCAAGUGUGCUGUGGUGUCUGACGAUCUUGGCGGCUGUGGACACUCGCGGACUUCCAGCUAUGCCAGCCAACAGUCCAAACUCUCAGGCUACAGUACAGGGCAUUCGCGCUCGUCCAGCAUGUCAGACUUUAGUCAUCAUCGGAACCAUUCUGUGGGAAGCGCCUCAACCGGCAUCGGCAGCAUCCCAGAACCAUGUGAGGAUAGAGACCGAGAGUCAAGACCAUGUCCUGCCCUGCUUGAACAUCCACUUUCCACCACCAACUCAACUUACUCUGUGGGUUCUCCGGUCCGAAGCGCCUCAUCCUGUGAACGACUUAACAGGCAUCCAGUGAAGCAGGACUCUAUGGAGUCUCGGCUAAAGAGAAUGGAUGAUACUCGAGUGGAUGCUGACGAUGUAGUGGAAAAAAUUCUCCAAAGCCAAGACUUCACACCCAGCCUCCUUGACUCUACUGCAGAGGAGGAGGGCUUACGCCUGUUUGUUGGCCCUGGCGGAAGUACAGCUCUAGGAAGCCAUCAUCUUCCUGCCAGGGUUGGUGCUGGAGCAUACGAGCAAGUGGUAAUAAAGCGUUGACGUGGAUUAUGGCCUGAGUGCAUGCACCCAUGCCCACAAGAAAAAAAAAGGGGAAGUAGGGUUGUGACCAUUUGUCUUCUUCUUGCUACAUAUCACAUUAGCAAUCCAAAGUCUUACAAUUGGUGACCAGUGAGUGGCAGAUGUCGCAGUAGCGCCUCUGUGUUUUUACCGACAACUGACCACUUGCUUUCUGACACUUGUGUAAUGUGUAGUUGUCCAGUGGUAUCACAUUUAAAUGUGGCAAAAAAGUUUGAUUUUUUUCCCCCCUGUCUUGUUAGUAAGGGGUACCUACCUAUGUUAAUGCCAUCCACAUAUUUCCACCAUGAUCACCUAAUUUUCUAAACAAACUCCUGAGAACGAAUGUGCCGAAGAAAAAAGGAUCAGAUUGCAAGAGGAUUUCAACGCAUUGCAAUUUCAAUACAUUCCUUUUAGUUCUGUACAGUUUUUAACUUCCUUUUAUUUUUUUGCUUAUUUUUGCAUUGAAGCUGCUGAGAGGCUAUUGUAAACACCUUGAAAUUGGGCAAAAUAAUAAUUUACUAUACAGAACAGGUGUCAGGAGCUUUACAAUGUGCGUGCAUACAGACCAAUUUUAACUGUAUUUACAUUAAUCAGAGACUGUGAGGCCCCAUAACUGAGUGGUUAGAGCAUUUGUUUGGUAAACCAGGGGUUGUGGGUUCAUAUCCCACUGGGGCCUCCACUCCCUGAGAAGGGUUGCGUCAGGAAGGGCAUCCGGCGUAAAAAUUGUGCCAAACAAAUAUGUCCGUUCAUCUGAGCUGUGGUGACCACAAAAGGGACAAGCUGAAAGAAACUUACAUUAAUCAGAGACUACUUUUGUCAGUCUCAAAGUACACUGUAGAGAACAUUCUAACAUUAUUCUGGAAGAGACAUAACUGAGUGUAUAAGUGGUAAAAGCAACUACUUUGAUAAAUUUACUUCAAAACUCCAACAAACCAGUGUUACCCGUGACAAUUCUUAGUGCAGUACUUAACGGCCAGGUUGCUGUGCUUUAGCUGUACUACAGUUUUGUUUUGUCUGCAUUAACCCUUUAGACCUAAAAAGAAGCCAAUAUAAACUAUCAAUGAUCAUUUGGGACAUAAAUUACAUCUGAGGUACUGAUAUCACCACCCAUGUAUUAUAUAUUGAAUUUUGUCUCGAUGUGCCCUGUGAUUGGCUGGCAACCAGUUCAGGGUGUACCCUGUCUCCUGCCCGUUGAAAGUUGGGAUAGGCUCCAGCACUCCGCGCGACCCUCAUGAGGAUAAGCGGCAAAGAAAAUGGAUGGGUGGAUGGACUUACCACUGGUGGACUGACUAGAAUAGCCUGAAAUACAUGAACAAUAUUCAGUCAUUUAUUCAUCUUCCCUACCGUUUAUCCUCACUAGGGUCACAGGCAUGUCCUCGGAAUUGUGAGGCAGACUUGCUAACAAGGUAUACACAUCAACAAUAUGAUUAUCAAAUUGUAGAACUAUAGGAAUAUACAUUGUUGUGAUGCCUGAUAAUUGAGAAGACCUAUUUGAAAAGAGUUUGACUAUAAAGCUUGCGCACGUGACGUCACCAUUUUCACGGCGCUAUAUUGCCGGUCAAAAAGAGCUGCUCGACAGUGUGGGUGACAUUGGACCGGAGCAGAAUAUUCACAAUGCCCGAGACCUGUUGUGCUGUUGGUUGUUACAACAGACGAGACAGAUAUUCAAAGAGAUCAUUCUAUAGAUAGCGAGCUGAAAAGACAUGAAAAGAUCGAUGGGUUUCGGCAAUUAAAUGUGAUGGCUGGUGGCCAAACAAAUACACACGACAGUGUAGCAAUCACUUAAUUUCAGGUAGGAAUUAUUCUUCUCAAUCUCAAAUUCCCAAGAGGUAUUUAUAAUGCCAAGUUGGUUCAUUUGAGAACAAUGUGUUUAAAAAAAAAAACAAAAAAAACAGGGAGUCAUCUACAACGUACACGAAAGCGUGUUGCGGCCACACAUUAAACUUGGGCAAACCUCUCCUCGACAGAAUUUUUUUUAAUAUGCAUUGUUCUCAAAUGAGUCCAAAACUGUCUGUUGCAGAGAUUUACGUAGGUUAAUGUGUGGCCCCAACAUGCUUCCGUGCACAGGGGCUGCAGCCUAUCCCAGUGGUAUGCAUUGGGUUUAUUUGAGAACGCAAAAAAAAAAAAUUCUCAGGGAGACCGAAGUUUAACGUGUGACCGCAACAUGCUUCCGUGUACGUUGGAGACGACUGUCUUGUUUUUUUUAAACGUAUUGUUUUCAAAUGAGCCAACUUGGCAUUAUAAAUACUUCUUGGGAUACGCUACGGAGGAGCCGACUCGCUUGUCCUCUUUUUUUUUCCCCAAUCAUAGUUAGUAAAUGCAAGUUUGUGUAAAACCAGUGGUCAUUUAUUUAAAUAUUGGUAUUUGUACUGAAUAGAUCUGAAAAGAUUGAUGGAUUUCAGCAAAGGUUAACGUGUAGCCAAACACACACUUCCCCAUUCACGAGUCGUCUCCCUGUUGAGAACGGAUCUAGUAUUUGUAUGCGUCCAGACUUUUAUACACUUUCGAACUUUUUUGUAUAAAUCUCGACAACUUACUCACCGGAUACAUGUGUAUAUCCAGUUGUCCAAGACAAGUGGAAGCGAAUUAACAGUCCAAUUCCUUAUCGGCGAAAACAUCGACUUCGGCAUGAAAUAUGGGUCCUCUAUGUCAAGUGUCUCUCAUUUUUCCACGUACCCUAGUUUAUUAUCACCUCCUAAAUAUUUAACGGUAUCGGACAAAACUCUGGGCGUCAUAUAAGACAUACUUUCAUGUCGUCUCGAACCGACUUAGCAUUGAACAAUGCUCUGUUUGACCGGCAAUAUGGCCAGUCACGUGAUUUCGGUGAUGUAGGGGCAUGAGCGCUAUACUCAAAGUAUUUUUAGAUUUCAAAAUUUCCAACAAAAAUGGUAGCAGUACUUUUAAAAAUUGUACAUACAAAAAGUCAAACUUCCACCCAACCAAUUUCUUUGCCGCUUAUCCUCAUGAGGGUUAUGGGGAGUGCUGGAUACUAUCCCAGCUGUCAACGGGCAGCAAGCGGGGUACACCCUGAACUGGUUGCCAGCCAAUUGCAGGGGACAUCGAGACAAACAGUCACAAUCACACCUAGAGGCAAUUUAGAGUGUCAAAUUAAUAUUGCAUGUUUUGGGAAUGUGGGAGGAAACCGGAGUGCCCAGAGAAAACCCACACAGACACAGGGAGAACAUGCAAACUCCACACAGACGGGGCCGGGAUCGAACCCAGGACCUCAGAACUGUGAGGCCAACACUUUCCAGCUGAACCACCAUGCUGCCCUGUUAUAAACUUUGGAACCACAAAUAUUUCAGUUUUACACAUCUGAUUUGGUAAAAUAUCAUACUGUAUUGUAUUAAACAUUAGGUCAUGUGUCACUAUUUAGUAUUGACCAAACAGUAUCAAAGGAUUUAUCUGUUGGGAUAUUUUAAAAAUUAUUAAUUUCUAAAUGCAUCUGAAAGCAAAGGCUCCAGUCCACGAAGAACAUACAAGGUAGUCAUGUACCGUAAUAAUUAAAAGUGUAAGUAACCCUUCUAAAAAUAAAAAAGUGCUGGACGCUUCCAUGUUAACAAGCUAGAGAGACCCAUCUGAAAUCUCCCUUUCAUAGCAGAGAUUCUUGUGAAAGUUUUUAUAAAUCAACUCGGAAAUUUCUUGAACGUAAAUUGACUUUUUGACAAAUUUCAGAACUCAUCACAGAAUCUAUUCUUAUCAAAGUGGUACAGUAAAUGAUAAAAUGUUAAAUACGGGAAACGUGUCAGUUCUGGUCUUGUUGGAUCUCGGUGUGCCUUUUGAUAUGGUAACACACAAUAUACUGCUAAACGAGUUGGAAAUGUGGGUAGGAUUAAAUGGAACAGUCCUUAAAUGAUUCAGGUCCUACCUGCAGGAAAGGUUAUUUUGUAACCAUUGGAAGUGUUCCAUCUUACCAAAUGGCAAAGACCUAUGGGGUCCCUCACCAGUCAGUUCUUAGAUCCUUCCCGUUUAGCUUGUACUGUAUAUUCUACCUUUGAGUCAAAUUCUUCAGAAUGUUAAUUUUGCCUCAUCGUCAUAGCUAUGGAGACAGUUAUAUCUAGCAGUGUCUCCAGAUGACUGUAGUCCAAUUGAGGUGUUGUGUCACUGUCUAAAAAAAGAUAACUGGCUGAGGCACAAAAUUCUUCAUUUAAACCACAAAACAGAAUUGUUUUUGGCCAAAAAGAAAACAUGACUGCUGUUGGUAAAUACCUGGAGUCACUCUCUCUAAAAAAAAAACAAAAGGACCAAGUUCAAAACCGUGGUGUACUGAUUUGGACCUGACUUUCAACAUUCAUAUCAAAUAAAUUACUAAUAUGGCACCAUAGUACCAUCUGAAGAUCAUAUCCAGAGUGAAGGCUUACAUGCGCCAAGCAGACCAUCCUUUUAUCUCAAGUAGACUUGACUAUUGUAAGAGACCUCUGACAAGACGCCCAAAAAGAAAACAUGACUGCUGUUGGUAAAUACCUGGAGUCACUCUCUCUAAAAAAAAACAAAAGGACCAAGUUCAAAACCGUGGUGUACUGAUUUGGACCUGACUUUCAACAUUCAUAUCAAAUAAAUUACUAAUAUGGCACCAUAGUACCAUCUGAAGAUCAUAUCCAGAGUGAAGGCUUACAUGCGCCAAGCAGACCAUCCUUUUAUCUCAAGUAGACUUGACUAUUGUAAGAGACCUCUGACAAGACGCCCAAAAAAAAGCAUUUAUCAGCUGCAGCUCAGGUUCCACUUUUAAAUAUUUCUUGCAUGUAUGCCAUUUUAAUUGUACUAUUUAUCCCCGUUUUAAAUGUUUAAGCACAAUGAGUUACCUUGUGCAUGAAAUGCACGACAUAAAUUUGCUUCACCAUUAAUUAGAGCUGUGUGAACCUGAGAAUCAAAAUCAAUGUUAAGUACAGUACUUGUAUCUACAAUGCGCUGUUCCUUGCAGUUAAUUACUCAUAUACCAUAAACUCGCUCGUUGUUACCACCGACGUUAUCAAGCCAAUGAAAAAUACAAAUGGCAAUUUAACUCGUGAAAAAAAAGUGGGAUUCACUUCCAUGUAACAAGAAAUGACAUCCAAGUCUGUCAUUUAUACAGCAUGUACAUCAAUUGAGCAUUCAUGAUUUGCACACAUAUAUUUGCACAAUUUUCAAAUUCAGUUUUGUUCAACUUGUUAUUUAGAAUGAAGGACAGAUUUAGAGAACCCUGCACAAAAUCAUGUAUUUUAAUUAGUAUUAUUCCUUUGGGUGUUUCCGUGUUCAGCAUGAUUUAAAUAAAUUGGAAAUACCAAGAUAUCACAGCGUUCGAUCUAAAUUGAUCCUGUGCCAUUUUUCCUAUGUUGUACUGUUUACAAAAUGUGUUCUACUCUUUACUUGUUCAAUAUGAAGUUAUUAUUACCGAAUAUCUGUGUAAAUUCAUUUUGUUAUUUAGCGGGAUUCUUGUUUUAAAUGUGACAGGUAAACUCAUGUGGGUAACAUGUUACAAACAUGGUUCCUUCCUCUCUUCUGUGAAGCUGUGUCUAUAUACAAGUGC